CAGCCUCUUUUUGUCUUUCAUCCUCCAUUCUCGGAAUUCCUUAUCUCUCGACUUCAACCCAGCAGCCCACUCUUUUUAGUUCUUUUAUCAGCAUACAAUGACCUCGUAUUCUCUGCCGGUGCUUCCCUUUGACGAGAAGCUCAUCUACAUUGAUGGCCGGUGGGUGCAGUCGACGUCCACAGCCACGCAUAACGUGGAGAACCCGGACACGGGUGAUGUGAUUGCGGUUGUGCCCGAGUGCAAUGCCCAGGAUCUGGACAAAGCGGUGCAGGCUGCGUACAACGCGUUCCAUGAUGGGCCCUGGGCCAACCAGUUCUCUGGUGCAGAGCGCCGCGACGCCCUGAUCGCCAUUGCCGAUGCCAUUGAGGAGCACCGCGCCGAGCUCGAGCUCAUCGAAAGCAUCAACACUGGCAAGCCCAUCAGCGACAUGCACGUCGAGGUCGACGACACGAUCGACCUGUUCCGCCACUUUGCUGGCUAUGCUGACAAGGUUGAGGGCCGCCAUAUCGGCCACCAGACAAACCAGACAAUUGAGGGCUACACGGUCAAGGUGCCUGUCGGUGUGGUCGGCUUCAUUAACGCCUUCAACUACCCGCUGAACCUGCUUGGCUGGAAGGUCGCUCCUGCGCUGGCAGCCGGGUGCACAGUUGUCUUCAAGCCUGGACCGCAGACGCCCCUGACCACGCAGUACUUUGCCUACCUGCUUGAAAAGACAGGCAAGUUCCCGCCUGGCGUGUUCAACGUGGUCACUGGCGGCGUGGAGGUUGGCCAGGCUCUGGUUGACCACGACCUGGUCGACAAGAUUGGCUUCACCGGCUCGGUCGCCACGGGCAAGCACGUGAUUCGGUCGACAGCCUCGACGCAGAAUGUGCGCUCGACGUCGGUGGAGUUGGGUGGCAAGUCGCCGGGCGUGGUGAUGCCCGAUGCGGACCUGGACAAGACGGCGCAGCUGGUGGUCAGCGGAUGCAUGAGCAACGCCGGCAUGAACUGCAACGCGCUGACGCGCCUGUGGGUGCACCGCGACAUCUACGACGAGUUCAUGCCCAAGAUCAAGGCGGCCGCCGAGUCGAUGGUGCUGGGUGCCCCGCAGAAGGAGACAACGGUGAUGGGCCCCGUCAUCGACAAGCGCCAGUUCGACCGGGUCAUGGAGUACAUCCGCAUUGGCAAGGAGGAGGACAAGGCGGCAGUGCUGACCGGUGGCGAGCGCGCGUUCGACCGCGGGUACUGGAUCAAGCCCACCAUUUUCUACAACGUCAAGAGCGACGCCCGCAUUGCCACCGAGGAGAUCUUUGGCCCAGUGCUGUCGGUGCUCGAGCCGUUCGACAGCCUCGACGAGGUGAUCGAGAUCGAGCGCAAGAACGAGUUUGGUCUGGCUGCGGGCAUUUUCUCGCGCAACCACCAGGACAUCAAAAAGUUCACGCGCAAGCUGCGCAGCGGCACCAUCUGGGUCAACACCUACAACGCCCUGUUCUCGUACCUGCCCUUUGGCGGAUUCCGCAACUCGGGCUUUGGCCGCGAGCUGGGCUACGAGUCGUUUGACGGAUACCUGGUCCCCAAGUCCAUCAUUGACGACGUGUCGUACUAAGUUUGGCACCGAGGGGCCAGCCGCAAUGUUUCCUGCAGAUAUGCACAGGUAUCCAGCCUCGCCCCCUAACCCCUUGAUUGGCUUGUUUUUUCG
Molecule: messenger RNA, 1678 nt
Organism: Linderina pennispora
Lineage: Eukaryota; Fungi; Kickxellomycota; Kickxellomycetes; Kickxellales; Kickxellaceae
Product: aldehyde dehydrogenase
Exons: 1
Coding region: 98-1585 (495 amino acids)
Molecular function (GO): oxidoreductase activity, acting on the aldehyde or oxo group of donors, NAD or NADP as acceptor
Source: RefSeq, a predicted model, not a curated record